Anastrepha ludens (Mexican fruit fly) is the source of this 3664-nucleotide messenger RNA. RefSeq names its product Y+L amino acid transporter 2 (gene gb). Gene Ontology annotation, molecular function: L-amino acid transmembrane transporter activity. The transcript has 7 exons. Gene Ontology annotation, biological process: amino acid transmembrane transport. Lineage: Eukaryota; Metazoa; Arthropoda; Insecta; Diptera; Tephritidae. Gene Ontology annotation, cellular component: membrane. The record is from RefSeq and is a predicted model, not a curated record. The coding region runs from base 605 to 2170 and encodes 521 amino acids.
UUGUGCUUGUAUUUAUAACGUGACCGAUUCUUUUAUAAAUAUAAAUGUAUAGUCGUUUGCACGAAAUCAAAUUAAAACUAAAUGAAUUGCAGAAAACAACGAUAUAAAUAUUAAAAAAAAAUUGAACACAACAUCGAUUUUCCAGUAAUUCAAAGGCCUAACGCUCAAUGUGAAGUGCAACUAUGGUGCAUCUAACCUAAAAAAAUCAUACAACUAGUGGUUCGUUGCUAAAACUGUGUCAGUGGGCGUCGUGUUCGGCCCCUUGCCCUUGGCGUUAAAGGUAUCGGGUUGAGCGAUGAAGGAGCGUAAAUAUAGGGCAAUAAACAGUAUAUACAUUGAACAGGCGUAGCAAAACAGAAAACGAAAACAAUACCCGGCGUUAUUGCCACGAAGUUAAAUAGUAAAGCACAAAACGUAAUAACGAAAUAAGUUCAAUUGUUUGUUCAAUUGUCCGUUUGAAUUUGGAAAAACUUUAGCUGGCGUUAAAAGUUGACGAGCACUUUCAGUCUUAUCGCGACACUUCAACCAAACGCAAGCGGAUAAAAAAGCAGUUGAAUUAAAGAAUCAAAAGUACAAGUGAUUCUAUUGCAUAGUGCAAUAAACAAUGCGGGCCUCAAGCGACUUACAAUCGCCUACCAGCGAAAUAGUGCUAUUAACGCCAGCUAGUGAAACGGCGCCGAAUGUUAGCAAAGACGAUGACGCAACUACGACGGUGGGCAAUGGCGAUGCGGGCGGCCAACGUGAAGGAUCCGCUGAAUCGAAUAGCAGCGCUGUGCGUAUGAAAAAACAAUUAGGCCUACUAGAGGGUGUCGCCAUCAUAUUGGGUAUUAUAUUUGGUUCUGGCAUUUUCAUAUCACCCAAAGGUGUGAUACGCGAAGUGGAAGCGGUGGGCACAUCGCUCGUCAUUUGGGUGCUAUGUGGCAUGCUGUCGAUGAUUGGCGCACUUUGUUAUGCUGAAUUGGGUACGGCAAUACCCAAGUCUGGCGGUGAUUAUGCGUAUAUACUGGAAGCGUACGGUUCACUGCCAGCAUUCCUCUACCUUUGGGACGCGAUGAUGAUAUUUGUCCCUACAACGAACGCCAUUAUGGGCCUCACAUUUGCCUCCUACGUGCUUCAGCCGUUCUUCGACAAUGAAUGCAGCAUACCGCAAAGCGCACUACAACUGCUGGCCGCAGUCACUAUAUGCUUCCUUACCUACCUUAAUUCGUGUUACAUGAAAGUAACUACGAAAAUGCAAAAUAUAAUUAUGUUCACCAAAAUAGCUGCGUUGGUGUUAAUUAUCAUUGUGGGCGUGACAUGGAUGUGUUUUGGCCACGUUGAGAACUUUGAUCACCCCUUCGAAAAUACACAGACUGAUCCGGGCAAGCUGUCCGUUGCAUUCUAUUCGGGCAUUUUCUCCUACGCUGGUUGGAAUUAUUUGAAUUUUAUGACAGAGGAACUACGUGACCCAUAUAAGAAUCUGCCGCGCGCUAUUUAUAUUUCAUUGCCGCUAGUGACGGCAAUUUAUGUGCUCGCCAACAUGGCCUACUUGGCGGUGUUGUCGCCAGCAGAAAUGAUUGCCUCCGAUGCGAUUGCAGUGUCCUUUGGUAGUCGUGUGCUCGGUCUAUGGUCUUUCAUUAUACCCAUUAUGGUGGCGAUUUCUGCUUUUGGUGGUCUUUCCGUACACAUAAUGACUUCGUCUCGGAUGUGCUUUGUGGGUGCACGUAACGGUCAUAUGCCAGCGAUCUUGUCAAAUAUAAGUGUGAAGCAAUUUACGCCAGUGCCUUCGUUGGUGUUUUUGUGUAUUUUGUCGCUUAUAAUGCUGGUCGUAAGCGAUGUUUAUGUGCUCAUCACUUAUAGCAGCAUAGUGGAGUCGUUUUUCAUAAUGCUGUCAGUGUCGGCCGUACUAUAUUUCCGCUACACCCGCCCCAAUAUGGAGCGUCCAAUUAAGGUCUCACUCUGGAUACCUGCCCUCUUUGUGGUUAUUUGUGCCUUUCUCGUGGUCGUGCCUGUCUAUGUGGCGCCCUAUGAAGUCGGUAUGGGUGUUCUGAUAACGGUGAUAGGUGUGCCAUUCUAUUACGUCGGUGUCGUGUGGAAGAAUAAGCCAAAGUGUUUACAGACUGCAAUUAACCAUUUGACAUACGUGUGCCAAAAAAUGUUUAUGUCAGCCAAAGAAGAGAAAUAUGAAUGAUUCAUUUAUUGUGUCAAAGCAAUAGCCAUCGUCAUUCUGUUUGUUUAUUAGUACUAUUGGCUGUUAUCUUAUUUAUGAUUUUUUUUUUUUGAUAGGAAUUAAUAGUCAGUAAUCAUCCAUCGUUUGUACAAUUGUUUGUAAUGCAUGUAUUGUAUUUGGUGCAUUGUCGUAUAUGUUAGGCGAAUAUGUUACAAGUCAGAAAGUUGUAUUCCUAUAGAAAUAUACACACACACACACACACAUACACGUUAUUGUGCUACAAUCGAGGUACCACGUAUGCAGCGCAGAGAUACUGAAUCAUUGUUGCUAUUUACGAUUUUGAGGAGAUUCAAGCCUCAGUAUAACGAUAAGCUUAAGAAAAAACUAAUUAAACCAAAGUUUCAAUAUAUUUAAUUAAUAAUGAAAUGCUUAAAAGUGUUCCUAGAAAAUUGUUCAAUUUUUCUCAGAGAAAAUUCAACUGCAAAAAAUGUUUUUAAAUUAAUUUAUUUCCUUUUAUUUUACAGAAAAAUUAUAUUCAAAUUUACAGAUUUGCUUUUCUCUAAUCAAAUGCCAUAAAUUUAGGUAUGCAAAUUGCAGCUUUACUUACAGUUAAGCUUUUGGCUUCCAUUAAUUGCAUAGUAAACAGCUGCUAUGGUUAGAUUAGAUUAGUUUAGAUUCGUGGGGGGUUGGACAAGUCCAAGCACUCAGUCAGUAGACCAGUAGAUCAGUAGACCAAAGAUAAAGAAUGGGUGGUAAGACGGAUAAAUUAGUUUGAGGUCACUCUUCCACAAAUCUCUUAGAUUCAUUGAAGAAUCAUAAGAGAUCCGGAAGAGGAAGAGUAGAACUUUAUCCAUACCCAGUAUGUCGCAACCCAAUAUCCUUAGACUGAUUCUGGAACACACCAGACAGCUACAGAGAAAAUGCUCUGCAGUGUCGUCAUUUUCAAGACAGGAUAGGCAUAUCGAGCUGUCUACGACCCCCAUGGUAGCCACAUGCUGACCACAGACGUUGUGCCCUGUGAUUACACCCACCAGUAGUCUCUGGUCCUUUCUGUUGAGUUUUAGGAAAAAGGUCGCUAUUUUCUUGUUUGGUUCUUGCACAAAGCACUUGCCUACUCUGCACGAGUUCAACCCAGACCAACGUCCUCUAUGGGUAGACUUCAUGAAGUCGUCAAUCCAUAGUUGAAUCGAUUCGGAAUUGACACCUAGUAAGGGUUCAGGGCCUAGUGGCAUAUUUAUAUAUAUAUAUAUCAUUGGCGCGUACACCCUUUAUGGGUGUUUGGCCGAGCUCCUCCUCCUAUUUGUGGCGUGCGUCUUCACGUUGUUCCGCAAAAUGGAGGGACCUACAGUUUCAAGCCGACUCCGAACGGCAGAUAUUUUUUAUGAGGACAUUUUUCAUGGCAGAAAUACACUCGGAGGUUUGCUAUUGCCUGCCGAGGGGCGACCGCUAUUAGAAAAAUGUUUUUCUUAAUUUUGGUGUUUCACCCAGGUUCGAACUUACGUUCUGUCUGUGAAU